Messenger RNA from Peromyscus maniculatus bairdii (prairie deer mouse), 370 nucleotides. Its product is annotated as sperm-associated antigen 11A-like. Gene Ontology annotation, biological process: antimicrobial humoral immune response mediated by antimicrobial peptide. The record is from RefSeq and is a predicted model, not a curated record. NCBI's taxonomy places the organism in Eukaryota, Metazoa, Chordata, Mammalia, Rodentia, Cricetidae. Gene Ontology annotation, cellular component: extracellular region.
CCCAUUUUUCUCCUUCACCACCUGGCUUUGCUCAAUCAUUAGUCAUACCUCCUUUCCUGCUUUCCUUCUCGGAAGAGCAGAGUGGACCAAGGGAGCCAUAAAAUAUGAAGAUCUUGUUACUCUUUGCUGUUUUCUUCUGGGUGGUCCAAGAAAACUCAGGGGACAUACCACCUGGAAUCAGAAAUACUAUCUGCCUCAUGCAGAAAGGCCACUGCAGACUUUUCAGGUGCCGUUUUGGUGAGAAAAAGGGGGACAUCUGCUCUGACCCCUGGAACAGAUGCUGCAUCCCCAUUUCCCUUAACAACGGAGAUAGCUAACAGCAUGCAAGAGCUAGGAUCUGGGGGAGCAAGCUCCUGGAAGGUGGAGACCC